AUGAACGGUAAAAAGACAACUCCAAGACCUCCUGAUGGUGAAGACAAUGGUGUGAUGAAAAACAAUGGCGAUUCAAAGAUAAAGGCCGCUGCAUCAGAGUCAAGAACUCAACAAGAUGAACAAGAUGCCGGAAUAGCUCAGGAUGCUUCGCAGAAAAUUCAACAAGCUCCGCUUGCUCAAGUUAAUGAGGAGCUUCAACAACGCCAACGCGCACACAAUCAGCUGAUUCUGCAGAUGUUACAAAACCAGCAAGCUCAACAUAAUAGGGAUCAGCGAGCUCGACAAGGGCUACCGGCUCAAAACGAGCUCCCUGCUCGAGUCAUCGACUAUUCCCCUCUCAACCACUAUCUUCAACAAGGCUCUCGCAUUUUGGCUAGAACUAACGAACUGCUGCAGCUUCUAAUGGAGCCACAAGCUCAAAAUGAUAUGAAUCAAGCUGAUGGGGAGGAUUUACGAGAAAAAGAAGUUGAGAAACCUCAAACAGCUGCGGAACUUCAAAAGGCUCAAUGUGCACGAAUUCAUCAGAUGAUACAGAAACAGCAAGCCGAACAUCUUAAGAACCAUCAUGCUCAACAAGACCAGCAGGCACAGAAACCUCAAACAGCUGCGGAACUUCAAAAGGCUCAAUGUGCACGAAUUCAUCAGAUGAUACAGAAACAGCAAGCCGAACAUCUUAAGAACCGUCCUGCUCAACAAGACCAGCAGGCACAAAACGAGCCGACUAUUGAAAGCACUUUUCUCAGUGACCUUACUAAGGCAGAUGAGAGCAUUUUGCAGCAUUUAUAUAAACCAAUUGGAAAUAAUAUGAAUCCUAUCCCGCUAUCUCUGAACAUUUUGAAUCUUCGAGCUCCACAAGUUCAAAACACUCAGAUUGCGGCGAUUUCUCAGGAUGAUGAGGAGCGACAACGUCAGUUGCUGAAAAGUGAGCUAAUUUUGCGGCAAUUGAAUCUUCCGCAACCUCUGAACCAUAUGAAUCUUCGAGCUUCAGAAAUUCCUGCACAUGUUGAUGGAAAAACUUCUCUCUAUCAAGUUUAUACUGCGGGUGACUCUCAGGGACAUCAUUCAUCAAGGCCAACGCCGAAGAGAGCACGCGAGGCUGAUGAAUCAGGUAACAACAUGAAACGAAACCAACCUUCAUCGUCUCAACCAAUUCCAGAGAAAAGGAAAAAUUUUUCAGCAGUUGAGAACGACGAAAAGGAGGCACCAUCAGAAUUGAAGAACGAAGAAGGUGCAGAGACAUUUCAAGGACCAUCCAGUCGGAAUGAGCAAAAUCAGAUGACAGAGGAUUCAUCAACUCCAUACGAAUACGAGCCAGCCCACGUUGAUAAAACGAGUCUGCCAAAAGUGUUGCAGGUUCUCAACGGCCCGGAAUUUCGCGUGAAAGGAGUAUUUGGCGAUGGCGUUUAUGGAAUCGUCUUGCGUGCGUUCAAAAUGAUCAGAGACAACCCGCAUGAUAAUCUGCUAUCGUUGACGUAUUUGGGAUGGCUGCAGAACCCACCGUCAUUUUGCACAGCAAGAGUAUUGAUGACCCAGGCUUGUGGACCAUCACUUUCAGAUGUAAUGACAAAAGUCAAAAGAGAGCAGCCAGGUUGCGAAUUCGCAGUUUAUUCGUUACCAAACAUUAGAGAAAUCGGAAAACAAAUUGCCGCUGGUAUGGAACACCUGGAGAAGCUCAAAAUCUAUCACCUCGACCUCAAAUCUUCCAAUGUUGUGUUCACAGAAAGUUUUGCUUAUAGAACGGAGCUAGAAGCGGAUCGAGCAGUUAUUGAUAUGUCUCAUACUGAUGUGAAAGUCAUUGACUAUGGUGUUGCUCAAUUCCACAGUAGUUCCGGAUCCAGGUCUUCGUUUCAACUGGCCCAAGCCCCGGAGAUGCGUGCACCGGAACUCUUCCUAGGACUUCCCUAUAACACCAAGUCUGAUGUCUGGUCAAUGGGAUGCAUGACGUUGAAAGUGUACUCUGGCAGAACGCCUUUUCCAAUUCAAACCACACAACAAAAUCAAUUUGAAUUGCUGAUGUCGACACUCCAGAAGACAGUCCCGGAGAACAUGUUAGAAGAGUCAAAGCGGGAAGGAAAAUGCCUUCUCAACCUUUCCUUCCUCCAAACCAUCGUAAAUGACAACGAACAAGGACUCCACAAGUGGGUGCGUGAAGAAAGCCACCGGACACUUUUCAAUCUUUUGGACCUCAUGUUUACUGUCGACCCCAGCAAUCGUCCAUCAUUCGGAGACAUCAAGAAGCACGAAUUCUUUCUCAACAAAUGA
Molecule: messenger RNA, 2262 nt
Organism: Caenorhabditis briggsae
Lineage: Eukaryota; Metazoa; Nematoda; Chromadorea; Rhabditida; Rhabditidae
Exons: 8
Coding region: 1-2262 (753 amino acids)
Biological process (GO): protein phosphorylation
Cellular component (GO): nucleus
Molecular function (GO): ATP binding; protein kinase activity
Source: RefSeq, a predicted model, not a curated record